GCCGGUGUACACCCUCUCUUAUCGUAUACUAUCAUACCAUCAGUAACGACUUCUUCACUAUAAGAUAUACAUAGUUCUUGGAGGUAUCUGUUACCUGUAGCUCAGGUAAUAAUUUACUGUGGAUUAAAUCAUAAAUUCUUUAAUAAGUUAUAUGGAUGAUAUCCUAUUAUCUUCACCAUUGGGUUUCUCCGCAUACUCAUAAAAAUAACAAUGGACCCGCUCCAAUGAGCCUUAGGACCAACUCAACUGGAAAAGCAGUCGCUUAAACAGAUUGUUCAUAGACUCUGAGACUGACAGUCGUGAAAAGUGCUUGGAUAAUGUGAACGCCAGGAAUUUAGCGAUUUUUUUUCAGUUCAGAGAAAUGUAAUCCAUGGGAGCUUGUCAUGUAUUGGACUAAUGUGUUGACUUUAACUACGCUAUUGAAUUUGGUGGUCACAACAACAGCCGGAUACUGGUCUGACUGGAGCGAGUGGAGUGUUUGUUCAAGAUCUUGUGGUGGCGGAGUAACGUAUCGUCUGCGACAGUGUCUCUAUAGGAACGAAUUCAGUUCAACAAGAAAGGCUUGUUCUGGAAGGAAUAUAAAGUACAAAACCUGCAACAACAAGCCAUGUGAAAAAGGUGCUAUAAGUUUAAGAAGUUUACAGUGCAGUUCCCAUAACGACGAGGCUCUAUACGGAAGAAAGCUGACAUGGAUUCCUCACCAUGACCCUCUACGACCAUGUUCCUUGUAUUGCAAGGCUAAUGGAACCGAUAUCGUCCACUUGUUUUCUCCAAAAGUCCUUGACGGUACUCGAUGUCGCCCGACCGGUCUCGAUAUGUGUAUCAACGGAGAAUGCUGGACCGUUGGAUGUGACCGUGUUCUCAAUUCCACUAAAGUUAAAGACAAGUGUGGGGUAUGUGAAGGUGAUGGGAUAUGUAGAAGACGUAGUCGACGAUUUGAUUGGUUGUCCACCGGGUUUGGUAGAUGUUCCUCUUCCUGUGGUGUAGGUGUGAAACAAACCCAUUUUGUUUGCCGUAACAAGAGAAAUAAGAGGGUUGUGUCAAACAAAUGGUGUACAAAGAAUAAAAGGCCUAUACCACAACGAGAAGAAUGUUACCUACAGCCCUGCCCACCAAGCAUUUUCAAUUGGCGGGUUGGCCCGUGGAGUGAUUGUUCUACUACGUGCAAUGGCGGAUAUUCAUGGCGGGCUGUUAUAUGUAUAGAAAUGUUUGCUAAUGCUACUGAGAUAGAAGUUGAGGGAACACUUUGUGGGCAUCCGAAGCCAUCUAACAGAAAGUCAUGUAAUACCCAAGUCUGCCCAACCUGGUAUGCUGGGGAAUGGUCACCUUGUAGUGGUAGUUGUGGAGUUGGCUACCAGAGAAGAGAAGUACAAUGUCGACACACAGGAGAACAAUUCUGUGAUUUUUCACUGGCUCCUUUGGCCUACAGAAACUGUUCAACGAGUAUUCCAUGUAGACAAAAUGCCGGUAACCAAAAUGAUGGCUACGUUGCAGCUCUACAGGGAUCAGAUAUAAAGUCUGACAAGUUUAUUGUUAACCAGAAUGAGGUUCUAUCAGGAGUUAAUCUGGCAUUAGAAAAGACAAAUAAUAGCGAUGAUCAACUCAAGACCCCAAAAUUUGUAGUAACGGAAUGGAGCCCAUGCAGUGCUACAUGCGAAAGUGGUAGUCGAUGGAGGCAUGUUCGUUGUAAAGUGUAUUUACCAUUUCUUAAAAGUACAGUUGAUCUCCCUGAUAGUGAUUGUUCAGGUGAUAAGCCAAUUUCUACAGAAAUUUGUUUCACAAAGCCCUGUUAUGAGGAUUACGAGUACAGGGCUCUUGGUAUGACAGAUUGUAGCAGAAGUUGUCUUGGAGGUGUCCAAGAGACAAUAGUGAAAUGUGUGCAUAAACAAACAGGCAAAGUCGUUUCAAGCAAGAAAUGUUUAGAAGCCCUUUCCAUUCCAAGUGAAAGAAAAGUAUGCAAUGAUAAAAAUUGUCCACAGAGGUGGAGAACAGGUGUAUUUAAUAAGUGUUCAGAAUCAUGUGGUGGUGGCUUAAUGACGAGACCAGUAGACUGUAUUCAAGAAUUUGCAACCGGUCCCGAUAGUAUCUUACGGUUACCUGAUUUUAUGUGUUCUGAUGGUAAACCACAGACUGAGAGACGUUGUAAUGUAAUAGAAUGUCCACCAAUUUGGGGAAUUGGAAAUUGGUCAAAGUGUUCCGUUACAUGUGGAAGUGGAUCUCGAACAAGAAAUGUGUACUGUACAAAGACUCUGGCUACAGGCCAGUUUAUAAACACUACUGAUUAUUUUUGUAAUGGAUUACCUAAGCCAGACAGUUUCCUUGAAUGUAAAUUACCAGCUUGUCCGAAACCAAUCAUCAAAACAACAGAGGCACAUUUCUUUCAACUAAAUAAAUUACGGAAAGUGAAAUUAAAAAUAGGAAUGCAAGGAUCGCUUUUACCUGGCACUAGCCUCAUAAUUCAUUGUCCUACAAAGGGUAUUGAUAAACGAACAAUUACUUGGUACAAGGAUGGAAUGCCUCUUCCUAUUGGUCGACGCGUCAGGUUAUCGAAGAAACGUUCUCUCAAAAUUAAAAAAUCAAAAGGAGACUUAGAUAAUGGUCUUUACACUUGUAAAGCGGGUUCUUUACAAGCAAAUACAUUUAUUAAAUUUAUAACUGUGUACGAUAUCUUCGACGCUACCGUAUUUAGAGAGAAAUUUCUAUCUCAUUUAUCUGAAUCACGUCUUAGAGAAAAUGCGUCUGCAAUUGUAUAUAAGGAUCCAAUUGACAGAACUCAUAAACUUUUACAUCUUGUAUAUAGUAAAUGGCAGCAUUGUUCGGUUUCCUGCGGAGGAGGCCUGCAGGCUAGAAAUGUAAGUUGUGAGAUUAUAACUAAAGACUAUUUUGAGGAGUUCCCCAUGAAGUCUUGUAUUAAAGCCGGACACACACAACCUUCAGUUAUUAGGAGCUGUAAUAUACAGCCAUGUGUAGAAUGGAAGACUGCUGACUGGGGUGAGUGUUCAGACAGGCAUUGUGUACGUAAACAUAUAUCUAUGCAGACCCGUAAGAUACACUGUACAAAUCCAAUGGAUGGAUCUCAUGUUAACGACAGUUUAUGCAAUGACUUGCCUAAGAAUCCAGUCGUUAAGCAAGAAUGUGUGAAUGAGAAUUGUACAACACGGUGGAAUGUUUCUUCGUGGUCAGAGUGUAUGGGCGAAUGCGAAAAGAAAGGUUCCGUUGUCCGUAUGAUAACCUGCAUAUGGACGAAUUCUGGGUUGCCAGCUGGACAGUUUUGCAAUCAUCUACCUCAACCUAACACUCGAAAACACUGUCAAAUGCCGAAAUGCAAACCGAAAUGUACCGAUUACUCGACAUAUUGUAGCAUGGCAAAAUUAAUGAAUCUGUGCCGAUACAAAAGUUUUAAGAGAAAGUGUUGCUUAACUUGUGUUGCAUUACCAUAAUAGUGUACAUUAAAUUUUAUAAACUUAAAUCAUUUCUGUACUUUAUUGUGCAUUUGUUACAUGUAUUUAUGUAAAUAUAGAAAAAAAUGACUUCCCGUCAAUGAAUAUGAACUGUAUAUUUCUGUUGAGAUUAUUUAUAUGUAUUUUGAUACAAUGUAAUGAAUUCAUACUUGUCAAUUAGAAUUGUCUUAUAAAAGGGUGCAGUUGAUGCUUUCCUAAUAGAAUCACUUUAGUUCAUCGCCAGUUGUUUUAGUGAUUCAUUCGUACAAUGGGUUAUAGACUGUUGUUUGUGUUUUCAAUCUCUAAGCAUGGUGUUGUGUAUCCUUUUCGGAAAUGCGACUUCCAUAGUGCACUUGAUAUCUAACUUGUCCAUCAAAACAUGAGAAAAACAUAAAGCAACGAUGACAUUAAUGCGGUAUGCAAUUCACUAUAGCUAUUAUGUCGGGAGAAUGCAUUGUUAGGAAAUUGUUCUUUCGGCUUAUUUUUAUUUGAUCCUCAAUUCAGUUGUUCAAAAUAUUUUCCUGGUAAAUGAGUAUUCGAGGUGAGGACUGUCAAUAUCCUAAAACUACAUAUCGUCUGAAAGUAAGUUUGUUUAUGUUAAACAAACCAAACUGUUAAGCAUGUAUUCGUAUUCUAUACAAGCCUUUAUAUAAAGAGUCCAAAAGAUGUUAUCUCAGGAAGAGGUGGUUGGUGGAAUUUAUUUGCAUCUUUUGAUUAAUGUAGCCCAGGACUUUAAAGCUGUUGCAGCUUUUCUAUCUGGAUUUUUAUGUUUUAAACAUAGUUCGCUUAUACUACAAAUGGAUUCUCAUAGACAAGAAAAAUAAGAUGUAUGAGAAAAGAAAUGUCCAAAGUGUUUUCACAACAGCUAUAAAAAAAUCAGCUUUUAAUUGAUGUUCUGUAAUGAAAUAAGAAUAUUUGAAACAUUUGUGUAUUUAUUGGCAUUAAAAAGUACAGUAAUGCAGACACAUCCAGAUCUAUUGUCGUUAUAUAGAUAAUAAAAUUGUUUAAACUU
Molecule: messenger RNA, 4452 nt
Organism: Mytilus californianus (California mussel)
Lineage: Eukaryota; Metazoa; Mollusca; Bivalvia; Mytilida; Mytilidae
Product: ADAMTS-like protein 1
Exons: 18
Coding region: 384-3440 (1018 amino acids)
Biological process (GO): extracellular matrix organization
Cellular component (GO): extracellular matrix
Molecular function (GO): metalloendopeptidase activity
Source: RefSeq, a predicted model, not a curated record